UGGGCUCACACCAUAGAGACAGUUAGAGGAUGUGACCUUGUAUCUGUCCCAUUCUGGCGUCUGUGAGAACAUGGGCUGCGUCAUUGAAGCCAUCUCCAUACUGAAGUAGUCAAUUAUCCUCUGUUACUUCUAUGAGUUGGUUAACAAACUGAAAGGGUGCAUUACUGCCCCCUGGAGGUUGUUGUUUGAACAGGUAUAAAGCCAAGCUUGGUGAUUUACUGCCAGCUGCAGUGAUGGAAUGUUUGCUGGGUCCUCCUGCUGCUGUAUAUUGUAUGACAGAAGAGUUGACCGAGGUGGAAUGACCUAAACCUGACAGCCAUCCCCAGCUAGAUACAUCUCCAACAUGGUGGAAGAUGGCACUAAGAAAGGAGGAAGGAGUCAGGAGAUGGAGGAAGGUGGGAGACGCUGCUGCUGGUCCGGUUUUCGUUGCCGUUUCCUCAUCCUGCUCAUCACCGUGGCGGCCAUCUUGUUCUUCACCAACCACCAGUCAGCAGAGUGUGUCCCAAGAUGGUGGGCAGAAUACCACGGUCGUUCAGUCAACACCAGUAGUGAAGCAGUUCCUCUCAACUCCGCUGGUUUUACCAUAGACGCUCAUGAAACUGCGUCUGCCAAUUCAACAGAUCGUCAGACUUCACGUAUCCACUCUACUCGACAGGCCAUCAAACUCAACACAACACAUCAUGAAACUAGUUCCAUCACCUCUGCACUGACCAUCAUCACUAAUCUGAUCACAGAGGUCAAGGCAGUUCUGGCCACUCCUCCUCCGUAUGUGUCCCCAGGACCGUACCAUGUAGAAUACCCAUCAGAGUACAUCUUCAUCCUGGAUGAGCCAGAGAAAUGCCGGGAGAAGAACCCCUUCCUGGUUCUGAUGGUGCCAGUGGCGCCCUAUAACAGGGAGGCUCGUGAGGCCGUCCGCAGGACUUGGGGCAGUGAGAGGCAGGUACUGGGCAGAGAGGUUUGUCUGUUCUUCCUGCUGGGACUGCCCAGUGGAGAGGAGACAGAGCAGCUCCAGGAGAAGGUGCUGCAGGAGAGCAAAGAGCACCAGGAUCUGCUGCAGAGCGAAUUCAUAGACAGCUACAAAAACCUGACCAUCAAGACCAUGGUGAUGAUGGAGUGGCUGAGCUCUCGCUGCCCCAACGCCUCCUACGCCAUGAAGAUCGACUCAGACAUGUUCCUCAACGUGAACACCUUGGUCAACAUGCUGCUUCACGCUCCAACGCAGAACUACCAGACUGGACUAGUGGCCCGACGGGGCGCUGUUCUAAGAGACCGUAACUCCAAAUGGUACCUUCCAAAGGAGGUGUUUCCUGAACCAGUAUAUCCACCUUAUGCACUGGGCCUGGGCUAUGUCUUCACCUUAGACCUCCCCAGGAAGCUGGUGGAGGCGUCCAGGCAUGUUAAAGCCGUCUACAUAGAGGAUGUGUAUCUGGGACUGUGUAUGAGACACCUGGGCAUCCGGCCUACUGACCCCCCCAGUGGAAACCUCUUCCAUGUGUCCCCUGUGGCUUAUGACCGCUGCACCUACUCACGGCUGAUAGCCACCACCACACACAGUAUCACUCACCAGGUCAACGCAUGGACAGACCUACACAAACCUGGUCCUCCCUGCUGAUCUCAUAGAGUAACAGACUGACUGAUGUACCAAUCACUUCCUUAGGUUUUUUUGUUCUUGCCAACGAUGUAAAUCUGGUGAAUUUUGUAUUUUGCCACUUUGAUUAAAUCGUUUAAUAAUCAUGA
Messenger RNA from Oncorhynchus nerka (sockeye salmon), 1737 nucleotides. Its product is annotated as beta-1,3-galactosyltransferase 2-like. The record is from RefSeq and is a predicted model, not a curated record. Gene Ontology annotation, cellular component: Golgi membrane. Gene Ontology annotation, molecular function: N-acetyl-beta-D-glucosaminide beta-(1,3)-galactosyltransferase activity. The transcript has 2 exons. The coding region runs from base 344 to 1612 and encodes 422 amino acids. Lineage: Eukaryota; Metazoa; Chordata; Actinopteri; Salmoniformes; Salmonidae.